Messenger RNA from Vigna angularis (adzuki bean), 719 nucleotides. RefSeq names its product monothiol glutaredoxin-S2. The record is from RefSeq and is a predicted model, not a curated record. The transcript has a single exon. Bases 94 to 402 code for a protein of 102 amino acids. NCBI's taxonomy places the organism in Eukaryota, Viridiplantae, Streptophyta, Magnoliopsida, Fabales, Fabaceae.
AUUUGGCUCAAUCUCACAUCAAAAACCUCAUCAAUACCACAUCCUUUGCUUUCUUUUCCCUUCAGAUUUCAACCCAUUUGGCAUUGUCUUGUAAUGGAUAGGGUGAACAAGAUGGUUUCAGAAAGACCAGUGGUUAUCUUCAGCAAGAGCUCUUGCUGCAUGAGCCACACCAUCAAGACCCUCUUCUGUGACUUUGGAGUGAAUCCAUUGGUUCAUGAGCUUGAUGAGAUACCAAGAGGCAGAGACAUUGAGCAAGCUCUUUCAAGGCUAGGUUGCAGUCCCUCUCUGCCUGCUGUGUUCAUUGGUGGUGAGCUUGUUGGUGGAGCCAAUGAAGUCAUGAGUCUUCACCUUGAUCGCUCCUUGAUUCCAAUGCUCAAAAAAGCAGGAGCUCUUUGGGUUUGAUCAACGAUAUUAUGCAUUUGAUCUUCACCCUACUCAUCACUCAUCAUCAUGCACACUCUAAUAAACAUCUUUUCGCUAUUAUAUAUAACUAUAUAUAUGUAUCUAAUCAUGCCAUUACAUAGGUAGGGGCAGGAUAUAUAUGUAAUCAACAAGCUAUAUAUCCAUGCAUGCAUCUGCUAUUAUUAAUUAGUAUAGAGUUAUCGCACCAGCUAUGUAAUAAUAAGGCUAACUUAACUCAUGCAGCUCUGGUUUAGCCUUUUUUUGAUGGCUUAGAUGUAAUCUUAUCUUUUUGAUAUAUAUUUAUAUAUAUUUAUAUA